UGGUGGGUGGGAUGAAUGCUUUGUGGAACUGACUGUAAUUUCUUUCACUUGCAGAAAGUACUAGGUGGGGGCAGUGUUGCCUGCGCACCAGUGACACACUACCGGACUGUUAAAAAUGUGGACUCGAGUGAGGAGAGCGUGGAUUCAGAUGACGAGUGCUCUCCUUGGAAACGUAAGCGACAGAAGUGUCAUAAUCCUCCUCCCAAACCAGAGCCUUUUCCGUUUGGCCAGAGCAGUCAGAAAGCAGUCAAUGGCGGAAAGAAGGUGAACAACAUUUGGGGUGCCGUGCUUCAGGAACAAAACCAAGAUGCAGUGGCUAUUGAACUUGGCAUCUUGGGAAUGGAAGGCACCCUUGACAAAAGCAGGCAAUCUGAGACCUAUAAUUAUUUGCUUGCUAAGAAACUUAGACGGGAAUCUCAAGAGUAUACAAAGGAAUUGGACAAAGACCUAGAUGAAUAUAUGCAUGGAGACAAAAAACCAGGGUCAAAGGAGGAAGAGAAUGGGCAAGGCCACCUCAAACGGAAACGGCCUGUCAAAGACAGACUGGGAAACAGACUAGAAAUGAACUACAAAGGCCGCUAUGAGAUCACAGAAGAUGACUCUCAGGAGAAGGUGGCUGAUGAGAUUGCUUUCAGAUUACAGGAACCGAAGAAAGACCUGAUAGCCCGAGUAGUGAGGAUACUUGGGACCAAAAAAGCCAUUGAACUCUUGAUGGAAACUGCUGAAGUUGAACAGAACGGUGGUCUUUUCAUAAUGAAUGGUAGUCGAAGAAGAACACCCGGUGGGGUUUUUCUGAAUCUCCUGAAGAACACUCCGAGCAUCAGUGAAGAACAAAUUAAGGACAUUUUCUACAUUGAAAAUCAAAAGGAAUAUGAAAAUAAAAAAGCUGCUAGAAAAAGAAGAACACAGCUAUUGGGGAAAAAGAUGAAACAAGCUAUUAAAAGUCUGAAUUUUCAAGAGGAUGAUGACACAUCACGAGAAACUUUUGCAAGUGACACUAACGAGGCCCUGGCCUCCCUUGAUGAAGCCCAGGAAGGACCUGGCGAAACCAAACUGGAUGCGGAGGAAGCCAUCGAGGUGGACCAUCCUCAGGAUUUGGACAUAUUUUAGGCACAUUUUGGACGUUUUGAAGAUAAACCCUUGUACAAACAUAGUUUCCAUUUCUGCUGAGGUUGCUGUGCUAUGCACCGAAUCUAGAGAAUGGAGAGCUGUUGUUGUUUCUUGUGUGAAGUGAAUAUGUGUGUGGGCAGUGUUUAAAGGGGGCAGUGCCUGUGAUGUGGGCAGCACGGGUUUAGUUUCUCAUUGUGCUGCCUGUACCGACUAUUAAGGCCCGGUUCUACCUGCGACCGUUCUGUCCAGCUCACUGCUUCAUGCUGUUAAGAAGCUUUUGUUUUCUGAUUUAUCUUGGUGGCAAACUAUGCUUUGGUUUUAACACAUUCCAUUAAAAUAUGCUAAAAUAUG
This is a messenger RNA of Myodes glareolus (Bank vole), 1461 nucleotides long. The record is from RefSeq and is a predicted model, not a curated record. Lineage: Eukaryota; Metazoa; Chordata; Mammalia; Rodentia; Cricetidae.